UCGUGGCUACUCCGGUGGUCGGCCGGCAAGAAGCCGGGGGAGGGGUCGCAAACUGCCGGCGAGCAGUCGACGUCGGCGCGCAGUCGACGUCGGCGACUGAAACUUUGACAGCAACCACGCGUGUAUCGUGGGGCUGCGGUUCGGCGUUGUGGGCUGGCGCUGGUGGCUCUGCUGCCGGUGUCGGCUCACGGGUAAUGAAACCGGCGAGUUGCCGGCGAGAUCACCUGAAAAGGUGGCCGUUUUCUGGGCUGCGUGAAGGCUGGCAGCUUGCUGUUGGUCUUCACGUUUUCCAAAACAAAAAAAAAAAAAAAAUCCUUUUAAGAAACGUGCCUAUAAACUGGGCAGCAGCAGUUUUUUUUUGUUUUGUUUUAUUUUGGAAGUUUUAUUUUGAAAAUCAGAAUAUUGAGAAAGAUAAAUUUCAAUUAUGUUAAUUAUUGACUUGGUCAUAAAUUUCAAUCCAUAAUCUGAUUUUUUAAUCUAAUUAAAAUUAAUUAGGCUAGUUUUAAGGGAUAGAAUCUUUAGGUGAUUAGUUAUUACUUAAAAUUUUAUCUCUUCUUUAAUUAAGAAUAUUUGAUAUUUUAAUUGAUUGGCAAGUAUAAUAUGUGAUAUUAUUAUGUGGCUUUUAUAUAUGAUAUAUUUGCUAUGUAUGACUAGUAUGGCCCAAAUUAAGAUAGAAAAUACGAUCUGCGUAUCGUGAUGUAUUCUUGUAAUUUUAAAUACGAUCUGCGUAUCGUUAAGUAUUUUUGUAAUUUAUUUAAUUUAGUUAUUAUGUAAAUUAUUUUUGAUACUUAUGUAAUCCAAAGAAGAGUCCAUCAAGAGAAGGCCCAUGGAAAAGGUGGAUGGAGAUCCAUGAAGAGUCCAAGAAGGAGCCAUUGAUGAUUAGUUCUUAGGAUUAGGGGCCAUACUAGAUCAUUUUAUUUUCGCAUUUUAUUAUUCUUUAAAAUGCUUAUAAGUUUAUUGUAUGUUGGUUGUUGAUGCGCUAGAGUUCACUAAUUCAUAACAACAUAAUAAACUUAGGCCCCGUAAAUAUUAAGGUUUGCUUUUCCAAACAUAAAGUACUUAUAAAACCCUUAAUUAAUAGUAAUAGGUCAUGCCUCCGCAGGGUGUUAUCAUUAAUUUUGGGAUUAAUAGGUAAAAUUGCGAAUUUUACAACUUAGUUUGGUUGUCCUUAACAAAAUUAUCAAAAGCGUUUUGAAUUUUGAAGCAAGAGAUAGUUAAACAUGCGAUGUUUAUCCAUCUAAACAAGAGUUAUAAAGUGUUAUAAUUAGUAAAAGAGUUUACUUACCUUGAUAAUGUAACGUUAUGAUAAGGCCUCCGUCUGCUUAGUGUUACAUGUUGAUAGGAUCUUGUAAAACACUUAUUCAUAGGGGACUUUAAUUUUGAAUAGGUGGUCAACCUAGAAACCUUUACAUGUUUUAGGUUGCUUUAUAAACAUAAAAUUGAACUUUGCCUUAUUUUUCUGUCUGUAGAUAUCAUGUCUAAUAACAACAACAACAACUCCGGUUUCAACAUUCGUCCUUUUCUGGAAAAGGACAGACUGAAUGGUGAAAAUUUCCUUAAUUGGGAAAGGACCUUAAGACUCGUUCUGAGGUUUGAGGGUCGAGAGGACGUCUUAGAUACCCCGCUUCCUGUAAUAACUGAUGAAUCAACUGACGCUGAAAAACGUCGUGCAAAACAGGCUAGUGAUAAGUCUAUACCAAUCACUUGUUUGAUGGUAGCAGCCAUGGAGCCGAACCUCCAAAAGAGGUUCGAAACCAAGGAUGCCUACACGAUCAUGCAAGAGCUGCGGGCCAUGUUUAAAACUCAGGCCCGAGUUGAGCGGUAUGAGACUAACAGGGAGAUCCUUGAAUGUCACUUGAAGCCGGGUCAAGCUGUUGGCCCCCAUGUGUUCGAAAUGAUGGGUCUUUUCGAAAACAUGGAAAGACUUGGGUUCCCUUAUAGGCUCGAGUUGGCUACUGACAUCAUUCUCCACUCACUACCUGAAAGUUUUAAUCAGUUCAGAAUGACCUACAAUAUGAAUGAGUCUGAAAAGACUUUGCAAGAGCUGCAUGGAUUGUUGGUCAAUGCUGAAAGGAACAUCCCUAAGGUUGAACCAAAGAAAGAGGUUCUGUUGGUUCAAAAGGGAAAGGGUUUCAAAAAAAAUGGGCAGGAAAGAAGGACAAAGGCAAGCAAGUUGCCACUGUCGCUGAAAAACCUAAGCCAACCGCCAAGCCCAAGGUUGCUGCGGAAAGCAAGUGCUUCCACUGUCACAAGAUUGGACACUGGAAGAGGAACUGCCCGAUAUACUUGGAGGAAAUAAAGAAGUCUGGGGCUUCUACUUCAGGGACUAAAAAGAAGUAGGAAGUUGGCAAAAGGCGAGGUAGAGCUACGCGUUGGAAAUGGAGCACGAGUUGCUGCACUUGCCGUCGGGAACUAUAGUCUACACUUGCCAUCUGGGCUUAUUUUAGAAUUAAAUAAUUGUUAUUUCGUUCCUACAAUAACUAAGAACAUAAUUUCGGUUUCAGUUUUGGAUUCUGAAGGUUUUUGCUUUAAAUAAAGAACAAAUGUUGUUCCAUUUCUUACAAUAAUAUGUUCUAUGCCAGAGCUAAUUUGAUAAAUGGUUUAUAUGUGCUUGAUAAAUCAUUACAAGUCUAUAACAUAGAUAGCAAGAAAAAGAAAUCAAAUGAUUCUAACCUAACCUAUAUUUGGCAUUGCGAAUGGGUCAUAUAAACCAAAAGCGCAUUCACAAGUUACAAAAGGACGGUAUAAUUCCAUCAUUUGAUUUCGAAUCAUUUGAUGUAUGUGAAUCAUGCUUAAUGGGUAAGAUGACAAAAUCACCAUUUACUGGAAAAGGUGAAAGGGCCAGCGAUCUUUUAGGACUCAUACAUACAGAUGUAUGUGGUCCUAUGAGCACAAAGGCAAGGGGAGGGUUUAAUUACUUCAUCACCUUCACUGAUGAUUUGAGUAGAUAUGGCUAUAUUUACUUAAUGAAACAUAAGUCGGAAUCUUUUGAUAGAUUCAAAGAGUUCCAAAAUGAAGUACAGAAUCAACUUGGUAAGACAAUAAAAGCACUACGAUCCGAUCGUGGUGGUGAAUAUUUGAGCCAAGAGUUUGAUGAUCAUCUAAAGGAUUGUGGAAUUCUUUCACAAUUAACUCCACCAGGAACACCACAGUUAAAUGGUGUAUCUGAAAGGAGGAAUCGAACAUUACUAGAUAUGGUUCGAUCUAUGAUGAGUCUUGCUGAUCUUCCGAUUUCUUUUUGGGGAUACGCUCUCGAAACUGCUGCACACACACUAAAUAGGAGCCCGUCAAAGGCUGUAGAAAAGACUCCAUAUGAGUUAUGGAAUGGAAAACCUCCAAACUUGUCUUUUCUAAAAUCUGGGGAUGCGAGGUCUAUGUAAAGCGGUUACUAUCAGACAAACUCGCACCCAAGUCAGAUAAAUGUCUCUUUGUGGGAUAUCCAAAAGAGACAAGGGGUUAUUACUUCUAUAACCGUCAAGAGAACAAAGUGUUUGUUGCUCGUGAUGGUGUCUUUCUUGAAAAGGAAUUUGUUUCUAGAAAGACAAGUGGGAGUAAAAUAACACUCGAAGAAAUUCGAGAUGAGCAACAACUGGACGUGGCUCACACCAUGUCAGAGACGGCCCAACAAGACGAAAGUCAUGUUGAGGAGAUAACGUAUUCAACGCGUGAACCUCCUACCGUCCCAUUCGAAGUUGAAUCAAGCGAAAAUCUUCAAACUGUUGAAGAGAACGUUUCUCUUGAUGCUCAGACCCCGCGUAGGUCAAGUAGACCAAGGAUUCCAAACAAAAGGUUGGUUGAUUUCCUAAUGACUGAAAAUUCUGAAAUUAUGAUUUUGGAAAAUUCAGAACCUACUACCUACAAACAAGCUUUGACGAGCCCAGACUCUGAGAAAUGGCUUGAGGCCAUGAAAU
Beta vulgaris subsp. vulgaris (sugar beet) is the source of this 3911-nucleotide messenger RNA. RefSeq lists its product as uncharacterized. Bases 1475 to 2299 code for a protein of 274 amino acids. Lineage: Eukaryota; Viridiplantae; Streptophyta; Magnoliopsida; Caryophyllales; Amaranthaceae. The transcript is spliced from 2 exons. The record is from RefSeq and is a predicted model, not a curated record.